AUGGCUUACGCAACGACAUCUCACGUUCGAAGCUCAGCACCAGUCCCAGCACCCAUCAAUACCAAUAUGACCAUGAAGGAAGACGCGGCGCGCCAGACAUCCGCGGAGCCGCCCAAGACCACCAAGCGGAAGGGAACACGAAGCGUGUCUACCUUGACACCCUCACAGCUUGCUCGUAAGAGGGCGAAUGACCGUGAGGCGCAGCGUGCCAUCAGGGCGAGGACAAAGGAGCACAUCGAGCGCCUCGAGCGGGAGCUAGAGGACCUCAAGGGCAAGCACAACCGAGACGACACGGUGCAGGACCUGAUCAAGAGGAACAAGGCCCUCGAGACCGAGCUCAAGCGACUGAGGGAGAGUAUGGGAAUCCCACACACUGACCCGUACCCAAAUUCUGUCUAUGAGCAAGGACUUCCGUCAAUGCCUAGCUCUGGCAUCCCAAGCCGGUCUUCGUCUUAUGGCCACUCGAUCAGGGCGUCGCCAGAUGGAUAUGGUUAUUCUCACAUUCCAACGCCUGAGCCAACCGAGCCGUGGGCAGCUUCCAUUCCAGUCACUGUGCCUUCGACCGUUUCGAGCCCCUCGUCAUCGGGACCCAUUGAGGAUUAUGGGUACAUGCCCACGAGCGUGCCGGCUCCCCUGAUGGAUGGAGUUCCCGUGGCUCCCACCAGCGCACCGUACCACAAUGAUGUGGAGUAUGAGGAUGGCGUCGACUCAGAUCACGGUUUCCACAGACCAGCUUCAAACCACGUUUCCCUGCCCCAGUCUUACCCGAUGCACCAUCACCAACACCAGCAAUGGAACAACAUGUACGGUGUUUACUACCCGCAAUCACCUUCGUUGUGA
Diaporthe citri is the source of this 840-nucleotide messenger RNA. RefSeq lists its product as uncharacterized. Bases 1 to 840 code for a protein of 279 amino acids. The record is from RefSeq and is a predicted model, not a curated record. NCBI's taxonomy places the organism in Eukaryota, Fungi, Ascomycota, Sordariomycetes, Diaporthales, Diaporthaceae. The transcript has 4 exons.